AGCAGUUUCGUGAGCUUCGAAAUUGCUAUCAGUUUUGAUUGAUAUCUUCGGUUGUGAAUUAAACGCAAAUCGUUAUUAGAAAUUUUGUGACAGAAAAUUUUAAAAGUUUGUUUUAUUGGCUCGACUAAAUAAACUCCGAAUUGGAAAACUAGAAAAACUAUAUAAAUUCAAGGAUACAAACCUCUACUCAAAAAUUAGAAUUUGAAAAUAAAAAAUAACUUCAAUAAUUCAUAAUUCAUUCCCGCGGUAAGUAAGUCAAUGCGAUUGGAGUCAGAGACUGUGCACUAGAAGAGUAUCAAUCCGAGGCACAUCGAAACCGGGCAACGCGAUGUCUAACGGCGUAUUGCCGAAAACCCAGGCAUCCAAAUCUUCGCUCAAAAGCAACGAAUUAAGCGAGGAUGCGAAGGUACAAAUUUCCAACAGUGAUUUUUCUUUCGAGCUUAAACCGAAACCGAAGCUGACGUGUAUACCUGAGAACUGUAGUAAAUUCCUAAGCGAUUUGCGUGAACCACUUUGCAGAAAAACUCAAUCGUUGAACGUCUCGAAGAAAGCUGAGGUACCAGAGAAGUCGUGGUCAGUUUUAUUCAUCGGCUCGAAAAGUAAUCUGCAUGCCAAAAAUCUAAUUAUGUAAAUUCCAACGUCGGCCAAUGGGAAUGUGUUAUGAAAAUCAAUACUUCCGCGAGCUCAUUUUUUAGACGGCGUCGUAGCGGCCUUUGUUCACUGGAUAUUAAAAAAUUUGCUUUUCAACAAAAUUCCCCCUUUGUCCUAAUGAAACUUAAUAAAUAAAACUUAUUUAGCAGAAUUUAGA
Ceratitis capitata (Mediterranean fruit fly) is the source of this 808-nucleotide messenger RNA. RefSeq lists its product as uncharacterized. Bases 329 to 631 code for a protein of 100 amino acids. The transcript is spliced from 3 exons. Lineage: Eukaryota; Metazoa; Arthropoda; Insecta; Diptera; Tephritidae. The record is from RefSeq and is a predicted model, not a curated record.